UUCUCCAAAGCUGGCUCAGGCAAAAUGUUCACAUUCUGGAUCCCUCUUUUAUUCAAUGAUAAUGGAAUCAUCCUCAUAGUGACGCCUCUGAAUAUUCUUGGCGAGAAAAUUCAUAAAAAAGCAAAAAUGCUGGGCUUCCUGGCCUACAAUCUUUCUGCAGAAAAUGCUACU
Messenger RNA from Suillus paluster, 171 nucleotides. RefSeq lists its product as uncharacterized. Lineage: Eukaryota; Fungi; Basidiomycota; Agaricomycetes; Boletales; Suillaceae. The annotation marks the transcript as partial. The transcript has a single exon. The record is from RefSeq and is a predicted model, not a curated record.